CCCAACUUGAUCAACAACAAUGUUUCUUGUCUAACGUCGUCUGGUGCAGUGUUAUUAUGUCGGUGUCUAAGGGUUGGGUGACCAGCAAUGUUACCUUGGAGGGCAAAACUGCCCUCAUCACUGGUGCUAAUUCAGGAAUUGGAAAAGAAACAACAAGGGAGCUAUCAAAGCGAGGUGCAAAAGUUAUUAUGGCGUGCAGAGAUCUUGCAAAUGCUGAAGAAGUCAAAAAAUCUAUUAUUGAAGAAUUUCCAAAUGCAAAAGUUGAAGUGGGAAAAUUAGAUUUGGGAUCGUUGAAAUCUGUGAGAGAAUUUGCAAAAAGUGUAAAUGACAAUGAAAAUAGAUUGGAUAUUUUAAUUAAUAAUGCAGGAGUUAUGUGUUGCCCUCAAGGCAAGACUGAGGAUGGGUUUGAAAUGCACUUGGGUAUCAACCACAUUGGACACUUUCUCCUUACAAACCUUUUGUUGGAUCUAAUAAAAAAAAGUGCACCAAGUCGAAUAAUUUGUACUGCAUCUUCUGGGUACAAACGUGGUGUGAUGAAAUGGGAUGAUUUAAUGUGUGACAAAGAAUAUGUGCCGUUUAAUGUUUAUGCCAACAGCAAGCUAGCAAACUGUUUGUUUGCUCGCGAGUUAAGUCGUCGGCUAGAAGGCACAGGCGUCACCUGUAAUUUGAUUCAUCCUGGUUUAGUUCUUACCAACCUUGGUAGGCAUAUGUAUGGGGAAGGUCGAUCAAUUGGUAAACGUAUCUUACAUGCAAUAACGUGGCCAAUUGUGUUGUUGGUGUUCAAAUCUCCACAGCGAGGAGCACAAAGCACAAUAUUUUGUGCAGUUGCUGAAGAAUUGAAAAAUACAAGUGGAAAAUAUUACAACAGCGACAGUGAGGAAGAACAACUGUUGGAUAAAGCUUUAAAUGAAGAUGAUGCACAAAAGUUGUGGAAAAUCACAGAAAAACUGUGUGGAUUAAAUACAGAUGCUGAUACAGCAUAAAUAUUACUUUUUAUAAGAAAAUCCCACCUGCAUGUGCUAAUUUAUCAGUUGAUGGACAUGUAAAUUUUAUAUAUUUUGCACUCAUACCUAAUGGUCUUUUUUUUGCGAGCAGUAUUUAGUAUUACAGUGGCAAAUGGCCGCCAAUGUGUUUAGUAUUGUUGCAAAAUGUGUCAGGAAAUACAUUUAAAUAUUGCAUUGCAUUUUAUAUCUUUAGGCAUAUCACAAUUUUUCCAUAUACUGUCAUAAUGAAUAUAAUACUAUUUGCAUUCUUUUUUUAUAUACAACUUAUUAAUUC
Molecule: messenger RNA, 1278 nt
Organism: Ciona intestinalis (vase tunicate)
Lineage: Eukaryota; Metazoa; Chordata; Ascidiacea; Phlebobranchia; Cionidae
Source: RefSeq, a predicted model, not a curated record